AUGGAUCUUCAUUGGUACCUUAGGACGCUAGAGGAGGUGGUCAUUCGUGUUCAUUCCUCAACAUUUUCGUUCAAGGCUUCCCGGUUAGAGGGUUUAACUGGUGUAUGGGUUGGAGAUGAGAAACUUGCAGCUGUUGGGAUACGAGUAUCACAGUGGAUAGCAUAUCACAGCUUAGCACUGAAUGUCACAACAGAUCUAACACCCUUUCAAUGGAUAGUCCCAUGUGGGAUACAGGAUCGUCGAGUUGGAAGCAUAAAAGGGUUGCUGGGAUAA
Molecule: messenger RNA, 273 nt
Organism: Ilex paraguariensis (yerba mate)
Lineage: Eukaryota; Viridiplantae; Streptophyta; Magnoliopsida; Aquifoliales; Aquifoliaceae
Source: the annotation of a GenBank genome assembly